AUGGGUAAACAUGGUAAAUAUAUCAAGCAUUAUCGUGAUGAAUGGGAUAAACUGCCAGCAUUUAAAAAUUGGCUUAGUCGAGCACCUGUUGUACUGACGGAUAGUGGUAAAGGUAAGGCAUUUUGUAAAUUAUGUAUCACACCACUCCGUGCGCACAAAACGGAUUUAGAAAAGCACAUGAAAACUAAAACACAUAAAGACAAAGAAUUAAGUUUUUCUAAAAAGCAACCCAAGCUUGCAUCGUUUGGCUACUCCUCAAUUAGUAACAGUUCAUCAAAAGAAAAAAUAAUAGACAUACAAAUAUCUGCCUAUGUCGCUGCUCACAGCUCCAUACGCAGCAUUGAUCAUCAGACAAAUGUGUUAAAAACCUGUGGGACAGGGAGUCCUCUUGAAAACAUACAAUUACAUAGAUCAAAGUGUUCGGCCAUUAUAAAAAAUGCUCUAGAACCGGCCAUGCUCAAGGAACUUUUAGAAGAAGUUGGUAACCAGAGCUACUCUAUUAUACUGGAUGAAUCCACUGACGUAACAACAGAAAAGUACAUGGCAUAUUGCAUCCGAUUCUAUAAUUCAAAACUAGAAAAAAAUAGUUGUUGA
Messenger RNA from Parnassius apollo (apollo), 594 nucleotides. Lineage: Eukaryota; Metazoa; Arthropoda; Insecta; Lepidoptera; Papilionidae. The record is from the annotation of a GenBank genome assembly.